GGACAGUGUAGAAGCUGCCGAAAGAGAGGUUGAGAAAUUAGAGGAUGCGAAGGCAGAGAUCAUUAAAAUGGAAAACGAGAUUAAGAAAAUAGAAGACAGCUGUCCAGAUGGAUGUUCAUCAAAGCGCAAGAAAAGAAGCAUGCGACGUGGUGUACAAUUACUGCAUGGCGAUACGAUUGUUAAAGAUUCACUGCUGGAUAAAAGACUUGAUGCCAAAGAAUCUAAAGGUUUCCUCCAUUCUCACACAAAACGAAUCAUCUCUGCUAUAAUGAAAAAUAGGAUCCAAGAUCGACAAAAACGUUUCAUCGGAGGCUUUAAUCCAUGGGAGAGUUCGAAAGAAGCAUCGGAAAAUGUCGCUGAAGCAUUAAGACUUGAGGAUGCACGGGAGUUUACCGAAGAAACGGGUAGAGAAGCGAGUGAAAGAACUCGGGAGACCGCUGAGAGUGCUAGGGAGAGCACUGUAGAAACAGGAAGAGAGUUCAAUGAGCGAACAAGAGAGACUGUGGCAGAGACGGCGAGAGAAACUGCUGAGAAGUUGAGACUUGAGAGGAUUCGAGAGGUUGCAGAAUGUGCUGCUAAAGAAGCUACUAGAACGGCAUGCUUGUUACCAAUAAAAGUAGGAAUUUCAAUGACGCAAUAAAAGUAUAGAAAGUAAAUAAUAUUAAGCUCAAUGCAAUCAAUCCAAUGAGGUGUAAGAGAUGUAAAUUGUAUAUGUUUUGCAAUUAGUCCAAAGAGUCUUUCCUCUUUUGCAGACACUGAGUCUUACGUUAGUCGGUUUGAAAUCAGGUCUUUUUGCAAUGCAAUCAGCUGCGGAUUUUGCUCUUAAAGUGGCUAAAGAAAACAAUCUUGCAUUUGAAGCAGCGAAGCUUGCGUUGGUUGGUCUCGAAGAGUCUAUGAAAGGCCUCGCUAGUUCGUUGGAAGGACCGAAGGGAUUGAUGGACGCAACUGCUGCAGUACUUGAACAAGCACAGUGAGUAUUCUGUCGUCACUGGUAAGCAUCUACCUGUCUACAUAAACGGAAGUAGAAG
Owenia fusiformis is the source of this 1028-nucleotide messenger RNA. The record is from the annotation of a GenBank genome assembly. Lineage: Eukaryota; Metazoa; Annelida; Polychaeta; Sabellida; Oweniidae.